AUGGCCGGCGGAAAGAAAUGCUUGGUUCUAGGAUUUCUUGCUUUUUUAUGGGCUGAAUUGCGCAUUGAAGGCAAAGAAGAAACAGAAGAACAGACCUGUCAGUUGCUGGGCAAGUUUGAUUUGAAUGGGCAUGUAGAUGCCAAAAACCAUUCACUUGUUAUUGGAGGACUGUUUCCUAUUCAUGCCAGGACCAUUCCAGCAAAUGAGUCGAUUUUGGAGCCAGUGUCAGCAAAAUGUGAAGGGUUUAACUUUCGGGGAUUCCGCUGGAUGAAAACCAUGAUUCACAGGAUCAAGGAAAUUAACAAGAGGAAGGAUAUUUUGCCCAACAUCACUUUGGGCUAUCAGAUCUUUGAUACGUGUUCCGCCAUCUCCAAGUCUGUGGAAGCAGCUCUGGUCUUCCUUACCAGGCAGGAAGAAAACCAGCCCAACUUUAGAAACAGCACUGGAGCACUUCUGGCAGGAAUUGUGGGAGCCGGUGGAUCGUCCUCUUCCGUUGCUGCUUCAAGAAUUCUAGGUUUGUAUUACUUACCUCAGGUGGGCUAUGCCUCUACCUGCUCAAUUCUUAGUAAGAAAUACCAGUUUCCCUCUUUUCUUUGCAUAGUAGCUAGUGACAUGUUCCAGUCGCAGGCCAUGGUAGAACUUAUCCAACACUUUGGUUGGGUCUGGGUAGGCGCUAUCGUAGCUGAUGAUGAUUAUGGAAAAUAUGGAGUAAAAAUUUUUAAGGAAAAAACGGAGAGUGCCAACCUCUGUAUUGCAUUAUCAGAAACCAUUCCCAAAGUCUAUUCCAAUGAGAAAAUGCAAAAAGCUGUUGAUGCUAUAAAGAAAUCCACUGCCAGAGUCAUUGUACUUUAUGAUUCACGUCCUCAUCCCGUUUGCGCCGAUUUGUGUCGUCCUGGGACCUUGAAGGGGAUUCGUGACGGGGAACCAAUAUGCUACUUUGACUGCAUCCCGUGUGCUGAUGGACACGUGUCACAGGAACCAGGUCAAAGGGAGUGUGAAUAGUGUGGUGAAGACUAUUGGUCAAAUGCACAAAAAAGCGAGUGCUUGCUGAAAGAGGUGGAACUCCUUGCUUAUGACGAGGCCCUAGGAUUCACGCUUGUCAUUCUCUCUGUCUUUGGGGCGCUUGUGGUCUUGGCAGUCGCAGUUGUGUAUGUGAUAUACAGGCACACUCCGCUUGUGAACGCCAAUGACAGGGAGCUGAGCUUUCAUGUCAUCAUGCUGCUGUCUUCCAUGCUUUUCAUUGGCAAGCCAUACAACUGGUCCUGUGUGGCCCGCCAGGUCACUCUGGCCCUGGGCUUUUCUUUUUGCCUGUCUUACAUUCUUGGAAAGACUAUUUCACUGUUUUUAGCCUUCAGAAUUUCCAAAUCCAAAACCUGACUUAUAUCCAUCUGCCCCCUUUAUCAGAAAAUCAUUGUGUUAAUGAUUUUCAAAACAUUAUUCUGUUUGAAAAAUAAAAAUGAAGGAAAUUAA
Hipposideros armiger (great roundleaf bat) is the source of this 1470-nucleotide messenger RNA. Its product is annotated as vomeronasal type-2 receptor 1-like. Lineage: Eukaryota; Metazoa; Chordata; Mammalia; Chiroptera; Hipposideridae. The record is from RefSeq and is a predicted model, not a curated record. Gene Ontology annotation, cellular component: plasma membrane. Gene Ontology annotation, biological process: G protein-coupled receptor signaling pathway. Gene Ontology annotation, molecular function: G protein-coupled receptor activity; olfactory receptor activity.